UCCUCCCCUCUCCUCUGUUGUCUCUUCUUUCUCUUCAUUACUGGUUGCUCACGCCAGCCAGCUCAUAGCCAAAGAGCUCCUCUGUCCCUUUAACACUGAUCAAGCUUUAAGCCAGAACUUUUCAUGAAAAACUGAGACAUUGCUCCAAAGGAAGUUAUUGCUCAAGUCUAAAGAAUACUUACCAAAGGAGAGGUGUGACAGAGAGAUAGAAGAGCUACAGCCGAAUCAGCAACAGCUUUAAGGUGUUACUGUAACAUUUGGGAAGAGUUCAAUUUCUUGCCCAUUUAAAGCAGAUCUCAACAUUCCAGCUGCAGCUAUGACUCAGAGCAAUGGGGAGAACCCACAGAGGAGCCGGGGUGGCCUCCACCAGAUCCGAGCCGGGAUACAGUCACAAUCGCUGCUGGCCAGGAAGAGAGUGCAAAAUAUUUCCAAGGAUGAUGUGAAAGGAUUCUUCAUAAGGAAUGCCUUUGUGCUCUUUACCAUUGGUGCUGUAAUUAUUGGCAUAAUCCUGGGAUUUGCCCUGCGUCCUUAUAAAAUGUCUUACCGUGAUGUGAAGUUCUUCUCUUUCCCUGGAGAACUGCUGAUGAGAAUGCUUCAGAUGCUUGUUCUGCCCCUGCUGGUUUCCAGUCUCAUCACAGGCAUGGCCGCUCUGGACAGCCGCGCCUCUGGCAAAAUGGGUAUGAGGGCAGUGAUCUACUAUACCACCACUACUGUCAUUGCUGUUGUCAUUGGUAUCAUCAUGGUGCUGAUUAUUCACCCUGGAAAAGGAUCAAAGGAUGAGUUCACUAAGCAGCAGAAAAUAGAACAGAUCAGCCCUGCUGAUGCCUUCCUGGACCUUAUCAGAAACAUGUUUCCUCCAAACAUUGUGGAGGCUUGCACCAAACAGUUCAAGACGCAGUAUGCCAAGAGAGUAGUUCAUGUGACGAUGACAGUGAAUGAAACAAUAAUCACACUCAAUGAUAGCCGGGAGAUAACUCGGGAGGAGAUGAUCCCAGUGCCAGGGUCAGUUGAUGGAAUCAAUGCUCUCGGUCUAGUGGUUUUCUCCAUAUGCUUUGGUCUUAUCAUUGGGAGCAUGAGGGAACAGGGACAGCCUCUCAGAGACCUCUUUGACUGUCUCAAUGAAGCCAUCAUGAGGCUGGUCGCCAUAAUCAUGUGGUACGCCCCUAUUGGUAUCCUGUUCCUGAUUGCCGGUAAAAUCACAGAGAUGGAAGACCUUUCAGUUAUGGGGGGCCAGCUGGGAAUGUACACAAUUACAGUAAUUUGCGGCCUGCUCAUCCACGCCAUCGUUGUCCUGCCAACACUCUACUUCGUUGUCACCAGGAAGAACCCCUUUGUUUUCAUUGCUGGGCUGUUGCAAGCUCUUGUCACUGCCCUGGGAACAUCCUCAAGUUCUGCCACAUUGCCCAUCACUUUUAAAUGCCUCGAGGAAAACAAUAAGGUGGAUAAGCGUGUGACCCGAUUUGUGCUCCCUGUCGGUGCCACCAUAAACAUGGAUGGCACAGCUCUAUAUGAGGCCCUGGCAGCCAUCUUUAUUGCUCAGGUCAAUGAUUAUGACCUCAACUUUGGACAGAUCCUCACCAUCAGUAUCACAGCCACAGCAGCCAGUAUUGGAGCAGCUGGAAUCCCUCAGGCAGGACUGGUCACCAUGGUCAUAGUGCUUACAUCUGUAGGCCUGCCCACUGAUGACAUCACCCUCAUCAUUGCAGUUGAUUGGUUCCUGGAUCGAUUGCGCACCACCACCAAUGUCCUCGGAGACUCCAUUGGUGCAGGUAUAGUGGAACACCUGUCUCGGCAUGAGUUACAGAAAAAUGACCUAGAGGUUGGCAACUCAGUGGUGGAGGAGGCAGACAAGAAGCCAUACCAGCUCAUUUGCCAGGAGAAUGAGUAUGAAAAUGAGAGGCCACCUGACAGUGAGACCAAGAUGUAAGGGGGGGGGGCGUUUGUAAGAAGUCACAUACAUCCUUAGGAAAACCAUUGCAUUGUGCUGAACCACAUCCUCAUCUAAGCUCCUCUUCAUUUGCAAACCCUCUUCUCACAAGACUGGAGGGUUCCAAUCAAAUUCAUCUACUGAUAGACUGUAUUUCAGCUAAGGUUCUUUAAUGUGUGAGUUGUAGUAUGGACUGAACAUGGGAAAUGGUUCAUUGUUGCAUUGUUUUUCUAAGAUUUUUUUUUUCCUAAGAGUACUACAUGUAUCUGCCAUAGGAUGGCAGCUGUUUACUAUUAAGAAUGACCAACUCUAGAGCCUGGUGGUCUGUGUCUUGCAUGCUGUAUCCAACUCCUCCCAGAACUGUGAUGACUAAUCUCACCCACUAGAGGCCAGUAUUGCUGUGAGCCUCAACACUGCAGCAGGUCACAGCCCAUGCUUCUUCAGUUGUUUUAUGGCUGUAAAGUUGUUGCUUUAAUUUUAUUUGCGUGUGGUUGUGUAUGAAGAGAAAAUAUAGUAAAAAUCCAUCUGGAGACUGAUGUGAAAGGUGUUGGAUAUCAUGCAUGCACACGGACGUGACCAGGCUAACUGCUAUUGGUGGAAAAGGGCUGUUUAUUUACAAGCAUCUGUACAGAGAUUAGUGGCUUUAUUUUCUACGAUUUGGUGUACAGACUCAACUGAAUGAAUGAAUGAAUGAAUGAAUGAAUGAAUGAAUUAUGUCAUUUGCUUUAAGGCACACACACUUUUGCCUCCUAAAUCUCUUAGCCAGUAACUGUCAUUGUUAGACAAACAAAGCUGGCAGAACACAUUGGCAACGACCCAGGCGUCAAACCAAGAUCACUCAGUCGUGUUUUUUUACCUUUAAAUGUGCUCUGCUGAGAAUCUGAACUGUCAUCAGAAUUAGAAUUUAAGCCAACCACCACAUCCAUGUUCAUCUGAUGGAGACCUUAAAUGAACAUAAACGUAAACCAAAAAAGGACCAAAAAUACUAUCCAAAUUUUUAUAGUGCUCAAAUUAAACCAAACCCACCCAUAUCCAAACAAGCUAACACACACAUUAAUACAGCACUGUUUCAAUAGGAUAGUAAUGAUUUUAUUUUGGUGUCAUUCAGUCCCUUACACUGGGCCCCUAACAUGGACAUAAAACUAAAAAUUACCUGAUUGAAACCCUGAAGUGUCAGUAUGAAAUAUAUUUUUUUUUUAAUUGAACUAGUAAAGUCUAUUCUCAAUUUAACUUUGUUUAGAUAAUAACAUUUAUUUCAUGUGAUUUGAUGUGGAUGCAUGUUGUAAAGUCAUGGAUUUCAUUUAAUUCACCAUGAUUUAUUUUAUCUGUAGCUUGAAGUUGUAUUUGUUUUGAACUAAUUAACAAAUGUAACAUUGACAAAGAUGUUGCUUUGUAUAGAGGAUUUUUUUUGGAAUAUACUGUAUAGUGACAUGUAGAUAAAUAUGUACAUUAAAUGUAGAUUUAAAUUGUAAUGGGUUACUUGAUUGCAUAUGUAAAGUUGCUGUAACCGUGCUCUUAUCAAACCUAAUGUCCAGACUAACAAUCCCUCUAGUUUCUUACAGAAAUGCAAAAGUGGC
Molecule: messenger RNA, 3504 nt
Organism: Scatophagus argus
Lineage: Eukaryota; Metazoa; Chordata; Actinopteri; Scatophagidae
Gene: slc1a3a
Product: solute carrier family 1 member 3a
Exons: 10
Coding region: 317-1927 (536 amino acids)
Biological process (GO): L-glutamate import across plasma membrane; L-aspartate import across plasma membrane; D-aspartate import across plasma membrane
Cellular component (GO): plasma membrane
Molecular function (GO): glutamate:sodium symporter activity; neutral L-amino acid transmembrane transporter activity; L-glutamate transmembrane transporter activity
Source: RefSeq, a predicted model, not a curated record